Molecule: messenger RNA, 574 nt
Organism: Spirodela intermedia
Lineage: Eukaryota; Viridiplantae; Streptophyta; Magnoliopsida; Alismatales; Araceae
Source: the annotation of a GenBank genome assembly
AUGGACUUCAUCACUAGCCUCCCACAAGUGAGUGAACAUGACGUUAUUCUGGUUGUGGUUGACAAAGUCUGCAAGUACAUCACAUUCAUACCAACACACUCUAAGUGUAAGGAAAAAGAAGUGGCGAGACUCUUCUUAACACACAUUGUCAAGCCAUGAGGCAUUCCUCGGGAUAUAGUUUCAGAUUGUGACCCCCACUUCACGAGGUGACUCUAGUUAGACUACUUCACCCUCCCCGGCAUUGAACUUAACUUUUCCACCACCUUCAUCCACAAACAAAUGGACAAAUAGACAAAGUGAACAGGAUGUUGGAAGACUACCUCAGACAUUACGUCACAUCACAAUAGGACAAGUGGGUUGAUCUCCUAGAUAUUACUUAAUUCGCUCAUAAUAUUCAGCGAUGUGUGUCCACUUGACACUUGCCAUUCGAGCUUGUCACUAGUAGACAACCAUUGAGCCCCCAAGAACUGAUGAAGUAGUGGGUCCAAGGUACUUGCCAACGACAUAUCGCUUUGCGAAGAGCCACAUCAACCUCAUUGAAGAGGCCCAAGAGGCAUUGGCCAAGGCCACCUAA